This is a messenger RNA of Ixodes scapularis (black-legged tick), 364 nucleotides long. RefSeq lists its product as uncharacterized. Lineage: Eukaryota; Metazoa; Arthropoda; Arachnida; Ixodida; Ixodidae. Bases 32 to 364 code for a protein of 110 amino acids. The record is from RefSeq and is a predicted model, not a curated record. The transcript is spliced from 4 exons.
AAUAACCAACUGGAAUUCUCGCGACUAUAUAAUGGUCCCCUUUCAGGACGUAAGCACUCACGCACUCCUUGAGAGCAUUACACAAACUAUGGGGUUGACUCAGACCACGCUGGUGUUGGUGUCUCUGGCCUUCUUCGCAAGCGCUGUGGCCCACAAUUGCCAAAACGGAACAAGACCCGCCUCGGAGGAAAAAAGAGAAGGCUGCGACUUUUACUGCUGGAACGCUGAGACCAAUUCAUGGGACAAAUUUUUCUUCGGGAACGGAGAACGAUGCUUUUACAACGAUGGUGGUGAGGGACUAUGUCAAAAUGGAGACUGCCAUUUGACAACCGAUUCAAGUGUGCCCAAUGACAAUGAUGACUAA